Molecule: messenger RNA, 1893 nt
Organism: Lachnellula hyalina
Lineage: Eukaryota; Fungi; Ascomycota; Leotiomycetes; Helotiales; Lachnaceae
Exons: 1
Coding region: 1-1893 (630 amino acids)
Source: RefSeq, a predicted model, not a curated record
AUGAUACCCUCUUCCUCUCGGUCGAAUACCCUGAAUCCGCGAUCUAAUUCCGUCUCCCGCACAGGGGAUGCCGCUGCGAACUCGAGUAUCAGGCCCAGAAACAGGCGGCUUGGUACCUUAGAAGACCAAGAACUCAGCACCACCAGUGCAACGUCCACUCCUUCAGGUAGCCGGGAUGUUAGUCCCAUACCUGCAAAACAUCCAAGUAGGAGUAAUACUGCGCCCUUGCGAAAUGGGAGGACAGUUGGGGGCAGGUUAGCUCCAGAUAUAGUGGGGAGAAAUGGGAGGCAAAGUAGGAGCACGAGUCCUGCGCCCGGCAUUUGGAAUACAGGUUGGAUGAGCAGUACAUUUCAGCAAGUAGCGAGUUCUGUCUUAGGGAGUGUGGCAGGAGACGAGGACCCAAAUGCUCGGAAUGAGACAAUCUGGGGGACUACGAAGCGGACUGCCCCUGUGAAGGAAUGGGGCCCAUCACAAGCGGCUGCGAAGGCGAACAAAGAUGGAGGCAUUGGAACUGGGAGCACGAGCGAAAGGGAAGCAGCGGUCAGGGCGAAGAAGAUGAAGAGGGUUCUGGAGGGGAAAGACGAGGACCAUACAGUAGUUGAUGCAAGUGGAAAUUAUAAACGAAGGAUAUCAAGCGACGAAGAGAGGCCUGGAAGUGCGCAAGGCGAUGGACAUGCAUUGGUAUACAUACAUUAUUUACAACCCCAGGAUACGUUUGCCGGGAUAGUCUUAAGGUAUCAUUGCCCAAGAGACGUGGUUCGCAAAUCUAAUGGGUUAUGGAACGACUCUUUAUCUUCUCGGAAGACAUUGCUCUUGCCGGUUGAUGCUUGCGCUGUCAAGGGGCGGCCUUGCGAGGCCCCUUCAGCUGAUUUCCAAGGAGUAGACCUACUUGCUCCUACGCCUGGAAUUGAGGAAACUCCCCCUUUCUCAAACGGGAGUACAUGGCCAGGAACACAAACCGGAACAUCUGCAGAACGUCCGGAAGAUGGCGAUCGGCCUUGGUCUCAUGUACGAUGGGUUUUGAUAGAAUCUUCGCCCUCCUCGAAACCAAUCGAGAUAGUCAGAAUGCCUCGAAAAUCGCUGGGUUACUUCCCUCCGCGUCGGAGAAACAGCCAGGCAACACUUUCUUCCGCGUCGACCCCACGCGCCUCCCUAGAUAUGGCCGGACUGUCACAAACUAUUUCCCAAACUUCAACGGACCCUAUCGGUAGCGCCUCGAGCACUCCAUCCCGACGAAUGAGUAAUCUUGGCCACCGACCGUCCAACACUAUAGGUUCUAUAGACUUGAUAGGAAGCUACUUUCCACCCUCGGCGCCCAGCAGUCGCCCACGCCGCGAACGCCGCGGAAGUGUAAGCGAAGCAGCAAAUCGACUAGGUUGGAUGAAGGGACCUGGAGGCGUUGGAACUCUAGGGAAGAGCGUUCGAAUGCCAGGACCAGCACAGGAUAGUUUCAACAACUGGACACGAAAGAAUCUCCCAGGGAUUGCUAUAGACACACUACCCUCAAGCUCCAUCUUAGGCGCGGAAGUAGCCCAUUUUGGCUUCGACGAAGAACUUUCAGCUAUCGCAGAAGGUACGGGCAAUGAUGGUAAUGGUGUUCCUGGAACGGUCACAUCGUCUGGAACGGGAUUAGAGAAUGCUGCUGCAGCAGUCGAAGGCUUCUUCAGAAAACUGGCAAUUAAUGGGGUAUCCAGAACUCCCAGUGCGAAUGGGAGGACGGAACCCGCGGACCUUAUAGAGCUUUUAGAUGGCACCGGAAGCGAUGAAGGGGCAAGGAGCUUCGAAUUGAGCCGUUCGAGAAGUCCAAUGCCUGGUGGAUCGCUGAGAGACGAUUUAGAAGGAGUCCUCAGGGGGAGGACCACUGCUCGAGCUAAGGGCGGCAAGGGUGAUUGA